This is a messenger RNA of Anguilla rostrata (American eel), 6140 nucleotides long. Its product is annotated as MAM domain-containing glycosylphosphatidylinositol anchor protein 2-like. Bases 842 to 3733 code for a protein of 963 amino acids. The transcript is spliced from 17 exons. Gene Ontology annotation, biological process: homophilic cell-cell adhesion; synapse organization. Gene Ontology annotation, cellular component: cell-cell junction; neuronal cell body; plasma membrane. The record is from RefSeq and is a predicted model, not a curated record. NCBI's taxonomy places the organism in Eukaryota, Metazoa, Chordata, Actinopteri, Anguilliformes, Anguillidae. Gene Ontology annotation, molecular function: axon guidance receptor activity; cell adhesion molecule binding.
CGCUCCAGCCACACAGCACGUAUUGCGCAACGUGACUGAUCAUCUGUUCGCCAAUCCCUCUAGAUAGUCUGUGGAGAAAAGGAAAGAUCGUACAGUACUUAGCACAAUACUCACAUCCUCUAUACCGUUUUAUCGAGGGAGUUUACUUGUUAUCGGGCGCAUGCUCGUUGCCGGCACUGGAGCAGCCUUCGUCCGCCCGGAGGUGACUCGCUUGUGGUCCCUGGAUAUAGUCGUGAUGUGGUGGUGAGCACAGCACGCAUCUUAGCAUCACCAGCUUCGCGCGCCCUCAUGCUUCUCUUUUUUCCCGGUAGCUGUGAAAUACAGAAAUAACAAGUUAAAAGCCAAGCUGUCUUGUGAGAACAUCGGGUUCUGAUACAGACGAUCGGGGGAUUACUCUUGUUUUUGCAUAACCAUGGUUUUCUGGGAUUCGUGAAGACUCGUCGGUGGAUAUUGCAGGACUGCGAUCAUACGUGCUGGUUUAUUUCUUUUUUUCUGCGGGGAGUUUUAACGCAUCCGAACAGAAGGUCUCCUGUUUUUGGUGUAUGUAUUAGAGCCACCAGCAUUUCUUUAUUGAUUUUAUUAGAUAUACCUAAAUCGUUAUUCAGAUCCAGAUUUUUAAGAAUAUAAUAUACUGAAAUGAAAAGCUGUUCAGGACCAUAAGCUGUCGCACUUUGCCGUAUUAAAAUUAUUUUGUAUUUGCCACACCACCUUCAGAACCAUCACUAAGCACCGCGGGCGCGGUGUGGUUUUUUCACUGGAUUUGAGUUCUUUCCGACUGCCUGUCUUGCUUCUGGCAAGGACUCGUCGCGAUUGAGCUGGAUAUGGUGACAUUAACGUAAAGAUGGAUUUAGUUUUCGGUCUCUCGUGGCUUCUUACGGUGUUUCUGGAGGGCAUUCAUUGCCAAGGAGUAUAUGCGCCCCCAACGGUCCGCAUCGUGCACUCGGGCCACGCCUGCAAUGUGGAGGAGGAGCGCUACACCGAGCGCGUCUACACUAUCCGGGAGGCGGAGACUCUGGAGCUCACCUGCCUGGUCACAGGGCACCCACGUCCCCAGAUGCGAUGGACUAAGACGGCGGGUAGCGCGUCAGACCGCUUCCAGGACUCCACCGUGUUCAACGAGACCCUGCGCAUCGCUAACAUCCAGCGCCACCAGGGGGGGCGCUACUACUGCAAGGCGGAGAAUGGCCUGGGCUCGCCCGCCAUCAAGUCCAUACGCGUAGACGUCUACUACUUGGACGACCCUAUCGUGACGGUGCACCAGAGCAUCGGUGAGGCCAAGGAGCAAUUCUAUUACGAGAGGACAGUGUUCCUGCGUUGCAUGGCUAACUCCAACCCCCCAGUCCGCUACAGCUGGCGACGGGGGCGCGAAGUCCUGUCCCAGGGCUCCGACAAGGGCGUGGAGAUCUACGAGCCCUUCUUCACCCAGGGGGAGACCAAGAUCUUGAAGCUGAAGAACCUUCGACCUCAGGACUAUGCCAACUACAGCUGCAUUGCCUCAGUUCGGAACGUGUGUGGAAUUCCAGACAAGAAUGUCCUCUUCAGACUCACCAACAGAACAGCAUCACCCAGCAUUAAGCUCCAGGUGGAAGACCCCAUCGUGGUGAACCCCGGGCACACGGUGACCCUGGUGUGCGUCACGGUUGGUGGGGAGCCAACGCCGACCCUGACCUGGGUGUCCAAUGCCGAGACCCUACCGGCGAAGGCCGUCCUCAACGGGGGCACCCUCACCCUGCCGGCCGUCGUCACAGAGGACGCAGGCGUCUACAGCUGCGUGGCCAACAACAACGUUGGCAACCCUGCCAAGAAGUCGGCCACCGUCAUUGUCAGAGCUCUGAAGAAAGGACGGUUCUGGAUCACCCCGGACCCCUACCACAAUGAUGACAACAUCCAAAUUGGCCGGGAGGUAAAGAUCUCCUGCCAGGUGGAGGCCACGCCCCCCGAGGAGCUAGUGUUCAAUUGGCUGAAGAACGGGCGGCCGCUGCGCAGCUCCGAGCGAAUGGUCAUCACCCAGACCGACCCCGACGUGUCCGCCGGCACCACCAACCUGGACAUCAUCGAUCUCAAGUUCACCGACUUCGGCACCUACACCUGCAUCGCGUCCCUGAAGGGUGGAGGCAUCCCAGAGAUCAGCAUUGAUGUCAACAUCUCCUCCACUACUGUCCCUCCUCUGUUUUUCUCUUUCUUAGUUCCCCCGAACCUGACGGUCCCACGGGGGAAGUCCCCUCUGGUGACCCAGGAGGGCGAUACGGUGGAGCUUCAGUGCCUUGUUUCAGGGAAGCCCAAGCCCAUCAUCCUGUGGUCCCGGGCCGACAAGGAGGCGCCCAUGCCGGACGGGAGCAUGCAGACGGAGAGCUACGACGGAAUCCUGCGCAUCGUCAACGUCUCCCGGGAGAUGACCGGGUCGUACCGCUGCCAGACCAGCCAGUACAACGGCUUCAACGUCAAGCCCCGCGAGGCCGUGGUGGAGCUCAUAGUGCAGUAUCCACCCACGGUGGAAGAAGUGUUCACGGAAAUGCGCCAAGGGCUGAUGCGCUCCUUCGCCAUGAGCUGCCGAGUGCUGCGGGCCCAUCCUUCGCGGGUCCUCAGGUAUGAGUGGAGGUUGGGCUCGAGGCUGCUGAACGCAGGCCAGUUCGACCUGCAGGACGAGACCGAGUUCAACGUGCGGAGCCUGAGCCGGGAGGGUUACGGGGAGUACACUUGUGACAUCAUCAACGAGGCAGGGGCCGGACGCUGCACCUUCCUGGUCACAGGCAGGGCCUACCCUCCGGAGUUCUUCUACGACACCUACAGCCCGCUGUGGCAGAACCGGCCGCGGGUCUACGGCUACAAGCUGCAGUGGACCCAGAUGAACCCCGGCGCGGUGGACCGCAUCGUGGCCUACCGCCUCGGCAUCCGGCAGACGGGGCAGCAGAGGUGGUGGGAGCAGGAGAUCCCCGUGGAGGGAACAAUCCAGACAGGAGAGCUGAUCACCUACAAUCUGACUGAGCUCAUCAGACCCGAGGCGUACGAGGUGCGCCUCACCCCCAUAACCCGAUUUGGGGAAGGCGACUCCGCCGUCCGGAUGAUCAAGUACAGCACACCAAUCAAUCCACAUCUGAGAGAGUUCCACUGCAGUUUUGAGGAGGAGCCCAUCUGCAUGUUCACCCAGGAGAAGACCGAUGACUUUGACUGGACCCGACACAGCGCCGCUACCCGCGACACCAAGUACACCCCCAACACAGGGCCCAGCAGCGACCGCAGCGGCUCUAAGCAGGGCGAGUUCAUGUACAUCGAGACUUCCAGGCCCCGUGUGGAGGGGGACCAGGCACGACUGCUGACCCCCAUUUUCAAUGUGGCCCCCAAAAAUCCAUACGGCCCGGCGGGCCAUGCCUACUGCUUCAGCUUCUACUACCACAUGUACGGGAAGCAUAUUGGUACGCUGAACACGUUUUUACGACAGAAAGGCCAGACCUCAUCUGAGAGCCCUGUGUGGUCACUAAGCGGUAAUCAAGGAGACCGUUGGCGACAGGCCAAAGUUGGCAUCCACCCGACGGCCUCCUUCCAGAUGGUGUUUGAGGGUAUUCGUGGCCCAGGGAUUGAGGGGGACAUAGCCAUUGAUGAUGUGACCCUUGAGGAAGGGGAAUGCAGAGACCCUCCACCCAAUAAUCUGAUGUCCUUGGCUCCUCCCACAGCAGACCAUAUAUGGCGGCUAUGCGUCACCUUGCCUCUGGCCCUCUUCAGCCAGCGGAGGUGACCUCCCGUCAGCAGGGGCAAUGGAACGGUCAACCAGGCACCAGGAGCAAGGGGUGGCGGGGCGCCCUCAAACCUUCAACAUGUAAUUACCAAAGAUUCCUGCCGUGAAAACACUGAGAAGGACACAGGACCUUUGAGUGAAAGAUAAAUGUGAAGAUCUGCAUAUCUUUGAUUUGCUUUGGGGAUAGGAUCGGAUGGGGUACAGCAAGUCUGAGUCUCGAUUUGGAAAACAACAAAGAAACAUCUGGAGCUAUUUGACCUAUUUAAAGCACAUGGAUCUAUAUAUUUUUGCCUUUAUAGACUGUGCUUUUCAGUUAUCGUUUAAAGAAACGAGGGGGAAAACCAGAUAAAACCGGAACCCUUUGCAAAACAGAGUAACGUUGAGAAGUGGCAGCAAUUACAAUCCAGACCCCACCCCGGCCUCCCCCCUCCCCCCCAACCAGCCCCUCACACGUACCUGCCCAAAGUCAUUAUUAUAAACAACCGAGCUUUCCUGCCCAGUAUUCACAAAACCCGAGCUUUACAUUCACCCUUAUUUUCUUGUGCAUGGCCGCACCGCUGCCCUUUCCCACAUCGCCCCUCGUACAGAGCACACUGACAUUUCAUUUAAACUCUACAAGAAAGGAUAAACGGCAAAACGUCCUGUCUUUCCACACGAGCCGCUGCCCGUUGUCUCGGCACCUGGCGUGCCCGGAUCGCCGCGGCGAUCUGCUGGAAGGUGGCUCGCACGUCGUGGGCGGCGGGGGGGGGGAGUCUGGGGUGGGGGGGGGCCGGGUGGUGAGGCGCUUGUUCCCAUUCUGCGUUUGAACUCGCAGAGACCAGCCCAGCUGACGAAGAGUGGAAACACCUAUCUGCCAUAGAACCAAGUGCCUUCAGGUCAACACCAACUGUGAGCCGGAGUCGAUGCACAGCACGCUGGGCCAUAUUUCUGAUGCCACCGGCGGACUGUUUCAUACCCGGCAUGUUGCCCACCGUGGCCGCUGGUUAAAGGCAAGCGUCUACAACCAGAUUUGAUGUUCAACGAUAAGAACAGUGCCGAACGCUGUCUGUGAACAAUGCCAUGAACAACAUUUAAAAAACUCAAACGAAUCAAAGUGCUACCCUCUUUUUUCCUGCUUAGGCUCAGAUCACCAUCCUGGACAAACACAGUGGCUUAUGGGAAAGCAAGCAAGCUCCCCCUAGGAGACUUGGAAGAAAAAGCAGCAAUGGCAGGCGGAAUUUGGUGAUCAAACGGACACUGAGGGAGAAGGGCAAAAUGGAACGUCUCCUUGUAUUCUGCCGAUCCUGCCCCUGAGUUUUAAAGUAACCUCCACCCCAACUCCAGUGAACCUUGGAUGUGCCAAAUCAAUGAAUGGAUAAAUGAAAUACUUUUUUAAAAAAUAUUGAAUAAAUUCACAGUGACAACAACGUCUUGCCACACCAAACAUAAGUUGUUUAACAGACAUAGAAGAUUAACUGAAAUGACUGCAUACUGGAGGAAAUAAAGGCCCCCUUGCCUUUUCAAUCUUCGUUCAAUAAAAAAAAGAUUUUAUUAUUUUGGCAAGAACUUUUACAUGAACUUUACAUGACUUUGGAACUACCUGAGACAAUUUGUAUCCUUAAUCAUCUGUUUUUGAAAUUAAUGUAAAAAGAAGAAAAGAAAAAAUCUUGACAUAAUCGGUUUUGGAGGUUUUAAGACAUUUCUUUUUAUGUAAAUGAUCUCACGUUGGACUUUUUCAUUUCUUUCAGGAAUACAUCCUUUUUUUAUUCCCUUGCAUUGUGAAAAUAUUAAAACAAGCUAAAAAGUGUAUGCAAUUCAAUUUGGUUGAUUACAUUAAGAAAUGUUCUGUUAGAUAACAUCUCCAUACAAAAAGCACAAGUUAAAAACAAAUGAAACAAAGAUAAUAUAUUGUUACCUACUAAAAUAUCAAUGAAGAAAUUUAAAUUAUAUAAAACAAAUAAAAUACAGAGGCUUUGUUUUUGCUUUAUUCUGUAGCUUUCUUUCAACAUUUUUUUUAAAGUGACAUCCUUGCAACUUAUGACAAAAUAAAGAAAAGAGAUAUUUUACAGCUGUGUAAAGAUCUUUAUCAGGUAUUGUGUGAUUUAUAGCUUAUUUGUUUAUGUGUCAGCUGAGGGAGAGUCUCACAGUUUUGUGUAUGAUUGCUGUCUUUUGUGAUUUGAUAUUUUUGUGUUUGAUCAUUUAGUUAGCCUUGGUUAAACCAGGCAUUAACAUUUCUCUGGUGAAUACUUGUCUCAGACUGAAAUGAAUGGAGAAAAAAAGUGAAUGGAGAAACUCAUCUUUUAUGUUGUGCAAAUUUAUUUUUGCAGAUGUCAUUUUUGAAGCUGUUUUUUUUACAUGAUGAUGUGCCAUGAUUGCUGUCAAUUUGCUUUGCUGACACUUUUAUCCAGAAUAAAUUGCAUAGCUGACA